This is a messenger RNA of Odocoileus virginianus texanus, 2665 nucleotides long. It is a transcript of the gene DACT3, whose product is annotated as dishevelled binding antagonist of beta catenin 3. NCBI's taxonomy places the organism in Eukaryota, Metazoa, Chordata, Mammalia, Artiodactyla, Cervidae. Gene Ontology annotation, biological process: negative regulation of canonical Wnt signaling pathway. Gene Ontology annotation, cellular component: cytoplasm. The record is from RefSeq and is a predicted model, not a curated record.
AUGAUCCGGGCCUUCUCGUUCCCGGUGAGCCCCGAGCGGGGUCGGCUGCGGGGCUGGCUAGAGGGCAGCCUGGCCGGGCUCUGCGAGUUACACUGGCUCCGGGAGAGGCAGGAGUACCGCGUGCAGCAGGCGCUGCGGCUGGCCCAGCCCGGAAUGGGGGGCGCCGAGGCCGAGGACGAGGAGGACGCCGACGAGGACGAAGAUGCGGCGGCGGCGCGCCGGGCCGCAGCGGCCCUGGAAGAACAGCUGGAGGCCUUGCCUGGGCUCAUCUGGGACCUGGGCCAGCAGCUGGGAGACCUGAGCCUGGAGUCUGGGGGCUUGGAACAGGAGAGUGGACGCAGCUCGGGCUUCUAUGAAGACCCCAGCUCCACGGGAGGCCCGGACUCACCACCCUCGACUUUCUGUGGGGACAGUGGCUUCUCUGGCUCUGGCUCCUAUGGACGCCUGGGUCCCGCUGAACCCCGGGGCAUCUAUGCCAGCGAGAGGCCCAAGUCCCUAGGAGACGCCAGUCCCAGCGCACCCGAGCCAGUGGGCGCUAGGGCAGCCGUGCCGCGGUCCUUCUCGGCGCCCUAUCCGACGGCUGCGGGGUCUGCGGGCCCGGAGGCCUGCUCCUCCGCGGAGCGACGAGCCCGCGCGGGGCCCUUCCUGACGCCCAGCCCCCUGCACGCCGUGGCGCUGCGCAGCCCACGGCCCUGCGGCCGCCCUCCCCCGGACUCGCCCGAAGCCGCGGGCGCGGGGCGGCCCCUGGACGGCUACAUCUCGGCGCUCUUGCGCAGUGGGCCUCGCCGUGGGAGGCGGAGGCGACCCCCGAGCCCGUGGCCCCGCCCGCUGCCCCCUCGCCCCCCGACAGCCCGGCGGAGGGCCGCCUGGUCCUCGCCGUGGGAGGCGGAGGCGACCCCCGAGCCCGUGGCCCCGCCCGCUGCCCCCUCGCCCCCCGACAGCCCGGCGGAGGGCCGCCUGGUGAAGGCACAGUACAUCCCGGGCGCGCAGGCCGCCACCCGCGGCCUCCCUGGCCGCGCGGCGCGCCGUAAAGCGCCCCCUCUGACACGGGGCCGCAGCGUGGAGCAGUCCCCACCCCGGGAGCGUCCCCGGGCCGCGGGCCGCCGCGGACGCAUGACCGAGGCCUCGGGCCGCCGGGGCUCGCCCAGGGCUCGCAAGGCCGCGCGCUCCCAGUCCGAGACCAGCCUUUUGGGCCGCGCCGCCGCAGUUCCUCCAGGUCCCCCCAAGUACCCCACAGCCGAAAGGGAAGAGCCUCGGCCGCCACGGCCUCGCCGUGGUCCAGCACCCACUCUCGCGGCUCAGGCCGCCGGGUCCUGCCGCCGCUGGCGCUCCACGGCCGAGAUCGACGCUGCCGAUGGGCGCCGAGGCCGGCCCCGCGGCCCCGCCGCCCGAGGCCCGGGUCCUGGCCCAUCCCCGUCAGCUCCUCAGCGCCGUCUGCUCUACGGCUGCGCGGGCAGCGACUCGGAGUGUUCGGCCGGGCGCCUGGGGCCCUUGGGGCGCCGGGGCCCGGCAAGCGGCGUUGGCGGAGGCGGCUACGGGGAGAGUGAAUCGAGCGCCAGCGAGGGCGAGUCGCCUGCCUUCAGCUCCGCAUCCAGCGACUCCGAUGGCAGCGGUGGCCUCGUGUGGCCGCAGCAGCUGGUGGCAGCCACCGCAGCCUCCGGGCCAGGGGCUGGUGCGGGUGGAGGGGCGCCUGCGGGCCCCGCCAAAGUCUUUGUGAAGAUCAAGGCUUCCCACGCGCUCAAGAAGAAGAUCCUGCGUUUCCGUUCGGGUUCUCUCAAGGUCAUGACUACAGUGUGAGUUUAGAGGUUUGCUUGGGAUCCCCCUACAUGGCCUCUGCACCACUACACCCCCCAAUCACUGACCCUUCUACACCUCCUUUCCAAAGACCACCAUUCUCUCUGCUUCCAAAGACCCUUCCUCACUGCCCCAUUCAUUGCAGUCUGGGUUGAAAAGGCUCCUCCUCCACCACAGGGAGGAAUUGGGGAGGAGCCCUGUUUGACCCAGAUGAGCUGCGGACUCUGCAGCCCUUGGGCUAGAAAGUUCCCUUUCUGUGGGCCUCACUUUCUUCAUCUGUACUAUGUCUGUACUAUGGUAUACAGAAGGGGUAAUUCAGUUUGAAUUUCCCCAUUUUAGUUUAGACAGUUAGUCCGUUUUUUCUUCUUCGUUUCUCUCACUGAGCCCUCUUAUUCCUAGUUUCCAUGCCCAGUUAUGGCCCCCGUUCACAUUCACAAAGUGCCCCCCUCCACGUCCUUGAACCCUUAGGAUAUCCCCUUAGCACCCUGGUCAGAGACUCUGUGGCUGACCCAGAGGGUGCUUGCAGAGUGCCCUGGAAAGGGAAGGAGCACUGACUUUGGGGUUUUGAGGGUCAAGUAGGAGUUGGUGACACCAGGAAAGAAAGACUCUUUCACCUCCCUCCCUGGACAGAUAUGAAGGAUUGGGAGGUAGAAGAGUGGAAGGAAGAUGGCUUCUAUCUCGUGGCACCCCCUGUGAGAGGGAGUGGGGGAAGCCCAGGAUGACCCUCAGUUGUUCCAAUCCAGUAUUUUUUUCUUUUUUUUUUUUUAAAUUACUGUAUUUAUUAUGACGAUGGUGACUCCCCAGUGCACAGGGGGGCCAGAAUCUGUGUGUUUCUUUAACCUCUUUGUAAAUAAAUGCACAGUGUUACAUA